This is a messenger RNA of Egretta garzetta (little egret), 964 nucleotides long. It is a transcript of the gene CLYBL, whose product is annotated as citramalyl-CoA lyase. The record is from RefSeq and is a predicted model, not a curated record. NCBI's taxonomy places the organism in Eukaryota, Metazoa, Chordata, Aves, Pelecaniformes, Ardeidae. Gene Ontology annotation, biological process: regulation of cobalamin catabolic process. Gene Ontology annotation, molecular function: (S)-citramalyl-CoA lyase activity. The annotation marks the transcript as partial. The transcript has 7 exons.
GGUGGAUUCUCCUCUGCCAGCUGGUGUUCCUAAGCUCAGUUACCACUUUGCAUCAUCUCACAAGUAUGUUCCCAGGCGAGCUGUGCUGUACGUACCUGCGGAUGAUGAAAAGAAGAUACGAAAAAUCCCGUCACUAGAUGUGGAUUGUGCAGUGCUGGACUGUGAAGAUGGUGUGGCUCUGAACAGAAAGAGAGAAGCAAGACUGGCAGUUGUGAAAGCCCUUGAAGAGUUUGACUUUGGCCAUGCUGAAAAGUGUGUUAGGAUAAACUCCGUGUCCAGUGGUCUUGCAGAAGAAGAUCUAGAGGUGCUUUUGCAGUCCAAGACCCUUCCUUCAAGCAUGAUGCUGCCAAAGGUUGAAAAUGUUGAAGAAAUAAGAUGGUUUUCAGACAAAUUCUUGCAUCACCUAAAAGGCCGAACACUUGUAGAACCAAUGAAUUUUAUCCCUUUUGUGGAAACUGCAGUGGGCUUGCUCAAUUUUAAGGCUGUCUGUGAAGAAGCAGUAAGAACAGGAUCCGGGGCUGGCUUUCAUUUGGACGCAGUCGUCUUUGGAGGCGAGGAUUUCCGUGCCAGCAUAGGUGCAACAAGCAGUAAGGAAACUCACGAUAUUCUGUAUGCCAGGCAAAAAAUAAUAGUCACAGCAAAGGCAUUUGGCCUUCAAGCAAUAGACCUUGUUUACAUCGAUUUCCGAGAUGAAGAUGGGCUCCGCAGGCAAUCAAGAGAAGGUGCCUCAAUGGGAUUCACUGGUAAGCAGGUGAUUCACCCCAACCAAAUUGCUGUUGUCCAGGAACAGUUCUCUCCCAGCCCUGAAAAAAUAAAGUGGGCACAAGAACUGAUUUCUGCUUUUGAAGAACAUCAGCGAUUAGGCAAGGGUGCGUUCACUUUCCACGGGAGCAUGAUCGACAUGCCAUUACUGAAGCAGGCGCAGAACAUUGUUACGCUUGCCACAGCCAUCAAGAAAAAAUGA